Lithohypha guttulata is the source of this 4014-nucleotide messenger RNA. RefSeq lists its product as uncharacterized. Gene Ontology annotation, biological process: regulation of ARF protein signal transduction. The record is from RefSeq and is a predicted model, not a curated record. Bases 1 to 4014 code for a protein of 1337 amino acids. NCBI's taxonomy places the organism in Eukaryota, Fungi, Ascomycota, Eurotiomycetes, Chaetothyriales, Trichomeriaceae. The transcript is spliced from 3 exons. Gene Ontology annotation, molecular function: guanyl-nucleotide exchange factor activity.
AUGCCACCAGAAACAUCUCGCAGCACGACUCCAACCAAGAGGACGAACAUGACUGCCAACUACUUGGCAGAAGCGAUAAUCAAGGAUACCAAUCGUCCAAAGAAUCUUUCGCCGCCACAAACUCCACCACGAAGAAGGAAAGAUCCUCCCUCCAGCUACCCAAGAUCGGCUCGCCUUGCUGCAGUCGUAGGUUCGACUACCUUCUUCGACGAUACACAUGGUUACGACAGGGACUCAGCGACCGACGAAGAUGGGGACGACCACCACGACCUGACGUAUUCCUCCAAGCACAUUCCCCGAGCCUCGCUUGUCGACCAUAUGGUGAUGGCCCUUGACCAGUACUCGAUUGCUUCGUCCGAGCCCAAACAUUACGAGGAAGACCUCCUGUCAUAUCGGCGCAGAGGCCAUACGUUUUCGUCCUCGAUCUCCUCAGAAAGCGACGUUCGCACCAUACAAGCACAGUCUUUGCAGAUGUCGGCGCCCAAGAUCAUGCGUCGAAGCAGUGCAAGAUAUACAAGGGAUCCGGCCAAAUUGCCUAGCAUCUUUGGUGAAGACGAAGAAAAUACCCGUGUCCGUGUUUAUGAAGCGCAACGAGCAGCACCACCUUCCACUGUACGGAAACCGCGAAAUAGAGGAGAUGAUUACAAGAAGAAAAGCGGUGGCAGUGCAUCCAGUGUCGACCUGUCGCAAUUUAAACAGGUCUCAGGCAGAUUGGGUCCUGCAGGCAAUAGAAGGUCACAAAGCUUUGAUUUCGGUCGUCACCGCCAUGAAGUUGAACACAACGAAGAGGCGCAAGAUACUGCACCUCAUCCCGUGAUUUACUCAGGUCCUAAGGCGCAGAGAACACCGGCUUCACCACCCUUGUUGCCCACUACGCUAAGCAGACGGGAUAGCAUGAAGUCAUCGAAGAACAUCAGAAGCAAGUCCUCCAACACACUAGCCGCAAGCACUGUAUAUGAAAACCCACUACCACCAGUGCCACCAACACUUACUUCUACACCUUCGCUCAACAAGCUUAUCACUACUGACGAGCCACAGACCGCUUCACGACCAGGACUGUUCAAAAGAUUCUUUGGCUCUUCAAAGAGCAGUGUGCCUGGCACACCGACUGCGGCUACGACUCCUCAGGACAGUAACACUUACUUUGGUGCUCAGCCUGCCACAAACAAGCUUCACAAGCAGACACUGAAAGAGACUGCUGAGGAUCACGACAAAGAAAAUGUACGACCACCUCUACAGAAGAAGCCCUCUUCCUUCUUCAGACGACGGAAAAAGUCCACAACAAGUAUCGCUGUACCUCCACUACCUCUCACCUUGACUUCAAGUAUCACUGGCUCAGAGAUUACCCCAGGUCAACCUAGUCCUGUCUCGAGUCUGAAGGCAUUCAUGGAUCCAUACUUGACCGACGACAAAGGCUUUGCUGGCGCGGAACUUUCGCAAGUAGAGUCCCCAAUGGACAUUUAUUCGUCACAGCACAAUUCAGCUAGGCUGUCAGUGCCACAGAAAGAGACAUUCUUCACCGAUAACAGCAGUGUUGAAGAUGGUAGCAAUAGUGCAGCAAGUGAUACAGAUGAGCCCUCAAAGCCCAUGCAUAGCAGGACUCAGCCAGUUGCUCUGCGCACAGCCACUGCACCAGCUGCUCUCCCGACAACAAGACCGGUGCUAGGGCCAAGGUCAAGCUCAUGGCAUUCUGAGCAUCUUGCCAUUCCUCCCAGAUCAGACUCGUUGUCCAAGAAUAGACAAUCGAGGAUGAUUAGUUCUACCAGUCCUGGACCCAGCAAGAGUGUUCUCUCCAUACAUCAUCGCAGGACGUCCGGUUCGGAAACGUCUGAAUACAGGUCUGCCCCAAGCACUCCGGGCGUGCAGAACAUUACAAGCGCAAAAUCUAACACAUCUCCACACCUUCACAUCUCGCAUCCAAGCAUGAAUCUGGAUCUUAAUGUGGUAGAGCUCGACAAAGCGCAGGAUAUCUACAACAACGGUGAGGACGAUGUGGAUGGACGUAGUGCUGCAGCUUGGCUUGGUGAGACGAGCAGCGAACACGAGCGUGUCAGGAAGGCGUAUAUGCAGCUUUUCGACUGGACUGGUCAGACAAUUCUACAAGCACUGCGUGGCUUGUGUAAAAGAUUAGUGCUCAAGGCUGAGUCGCAGCUCAUCGAUCGAAUCCUCGAUGCUUUUGCUAGGAGGUGGUGUGAUUGCAACCCCAACCACGGCUUCAAGUCUGAGGACGUGGUGCACACGCUGUGCUAUUCUAUCCUGCUGUUAAACACGGAUUUGCACAUGGCCGACAUUGUAUCCAAGAUGACACGCAGUCAAUUUGUGAAGAACGUGAUGUCGACGAUCCGGACUGUGGUGGCCGAGGCAAGUGAGAGCAACCAGACGGCCCGUAUUGAUUCGGGGGAUCUGAAAGGUGAAGCCAAACUCCUUGUCGAUGCGCCAUAUACAGGCUCCCGAAUGGGCUGGGAAAUGCAGAUCGAGCUUGUUCUAAAAGACUUUUACCUCUCGAUUCAGCGAGAGCCUCUACCACUCCUUGGGUCAGACUGCGUUCCUCGCUACCCGCCAAGCGCAUCCAACAACAAUCUUCUCUCCCUUAGCGGCCUGCGGCGAACUCCCAGUGUGCUAAGCAAAGCACAAUCUGAUAGCAACCGGAGUCGUUAUGGUGACAGUAGGUCGCUCGGGUCGAAGUGGAACACUAAAGGGCGUUCCCGACCUCGGCUUACUUCUACACCAGGGUUUGGGUCUAGUAAGAACAGCUUGGAAGAUCAAUCGUCUGCUUGGAGUCCUAGCAUAUCCAGCACGUGGAGUAAGGCCAGUCUCGGCAAGACGCUGACUUCGCUAUCGGUUGACUCAUUUGCUACAAGCGCAGGUCCAGGAAAAGGAGAUUUUCAGUCUUCGAUUGGAUUUGCAAAUGCACUCAGUCAGGCUAUCAUCCGCGAAGAUCAAUUAGAAACGCAGACUGAAGAUGGAACGAAAAGUACACCAUUACUUGAAGAUGAGAGCCUCGAGCUUGAGGGCGCUCCAUGGGCCAAGGAAGGUAUCUUGAAGCACAAAUGUCAUCUUGAUGGUGUUGAUAAGCGUUCGAAAGAUCGCAACUGGAACGACUGUUUCGCAGUGAUUGAGAAGGGAUGGAUGAGGCUGUUCUCUUUCUCGGUCACGGCCAAGUCAUUGAGAAACAGGGCACGCAGUCAGAAGCCUAGUGGUGUUGUUGGUGGAGGCAAUUGGCAGGAGAAUGCUGAAGAGGUAUGGAAAUUCAUGCUUCGGCACACCAUCGCUAGCAGCCUGCCACCGCCCGGAUACUCGAAGCAGCGGCCGUUCGUGUGGGCAUUGAGUCUACCCACAGGAGCGGUGCACCUCUUCUCAGUCGGAACUCCUGACAUUGUGAAGGAAUUUGUUUCAACAGCCAAUUUCUGGAGUGCUCGGCUUUCGAAGGAGCCCAUGAUUGGUGGUGUCAGCAGCAUGGAGUACGGCUGGAGUGACAAUGUAAUCGACCGGGCGGUGACAGGACCUGAGGUACGACCAUCCUUUACUUCUUCAGACGCAGCCACGGCAAGACCCAGCACGCAAAUGUCGAUGCGAUCAUCCAUUGACCAUGGUGGCAACACGAGACCUCGCUUGCCAGGCGACAGAGUUCAUGUCAGUGAUUGGACACCUCCACAACAGUCUCUGCUAGCUUCUCAGCUCUUGGAGGUGGACCAGCUAAAAGCGCUGCAGCUUUAUGUCCAGAACAUUGAAGAGGAUCUGCAGCGUCACAAUGAGCUGCGUGGGCCGAUGUUAUUGGCAUUCUCGUCGAAGCACACCAACUACAGCAGGGCCAUGACCAAUUGGGAGAAGAAGAGCGCGUAUCUGCUACGAGAAAUCGUCAAAUUCAAGAAUUAUAUUGACGCGCUGCAGGGAGCACAACAGACGAAAGAGCGGAUAUAUAGAUUGAGACAGGAGGACGAUAGACAGAGACAGGCUGAUGAUGACAGUAUGGCUUUGCAGCAGAGCUCGAAUAUGGGAGCCAGUCCGAGUUAG